AUGACGAUCCUCACCUUUUCCGUCGCCAGCCUCAAGAAAACGAAGAAUAUCGUCAUUGGAAAUCCCCUUGCGAAGGUCCAAAUCGUCCAAGAUGAACUCUUCGUCUCUACACUGAUCGAUUGCCUCAACCCCCCAAAUAGCGAUGUUCCGCCGUCGCCGUCGUCGAAAUCGGCACAGGACGCCCUCCGCAUAGAGGCUGCUCACGUCGUCGCUUCAUUGUCGUACGGCUCGGAAGAGGCCCUAGGCAUCCUCCUCCGGGCAAACACACAUCACGCCCUCCUCUACGCUGUUUCAAGGUUUACUAAGGCUGAUGGGGUUGGGCUGCGUGCGGCGUUCUCGAGAGCACUAAGGACGCUGGCAUCAUCGUUGGCGGAGGUAGUGGGGCCGUCGCUGUGGGGUUUGAGGCCAGAAACGUCUAUGAUUCGGAGCGAGGCGCAGCAGGCACUCGAUCAGAUAUUCUUGAUCGAAUCACUCGACAUCUACCUCCCGCUCCUUGUUCCCGGAACAACCUCGUCCCACUCACCAAUAUCCUCAACAGCCAUUUCCAUCUCCACAGCGCAAAUGCUCGCCAACACGAUACGCACACCCGCUCACCGACGAACGGUGACGGAGUGGUUACCCCCUGCGGACCGUCAACGUGAGGUCAAGAGCCGGCGCGGGUGGGAGAAGACGGCAACGCUUAGUGGGACGGUGCCUCCGCCGUGGGUUGUGCGACAGUUGCUGGUGUUGCUCGGAGGUGGGGAAAAUGAGCAGGAUGCCAAGUUGGUCGAAGCUGUACUCUCGGCGCUGGCAGCGUUGGCGAGGGAGAACGCCGUCGUUGCGAACUUUCUGGUGAAAGGGCCCUCGGAGCGUGAUUAUGUACUGCCACUAGCCCAAAUUCUUGCCUACACGAAAUCACGUUCGGUCGACGUCCAGCUCGCCGCUUGUCUGUGCAUAACCCAUACCCUCCGGGCCUCCGCGCAUUACUCGAACCACUACCCGCCUCUAUCGCCCUUACGGCCGUCCAUGUCGUCCUCCGCCAACUUCGCGGACAGUUUCACGCAUGGUUCAAUGUACAGCGCCGGUGCGUCCCUCGAGGACGUGUGCAUGAGGACGGUGAUGAAUGUCGUGAACCGGCUGAUCGCGCCUCCGCCGCCGUUCGACCUUGCGAGCACGAGUGCGGUGCUGAUGGGUGGUAUGGGCGGCGGGGGUAGUGCGGAGUCGCCGGUGGUGAAGACGCGUGGGUGCUUUGUGCUUCACUACCUGGUAGCGGAUGACGCGGCGCUGUGCCACGCUGCACUCGACAGGGGGUGCCUCGAGCACCUCUCGACGCUCAUACACGCGCUUAUACCCUCCUCCGUCUCCUCCUUAUUCCAAGAAGAAGACUGCACCCCUGCCCCCCUCUCCGCGCUGCUCGAAGCCGCCCUGACCGCCCUCGCCUCCUUAGCGCUCUCGUCGGACGACGUGCGGCGGCGGCUGACGGACGACCUGGGGCUGCUGCCCUGUAUAUCGCGCGCUUUACGAACGAAGGCGCCUACGGGGGUGGGCGUGCGGUACGCGGCGUGCCAGUGCGUGCGGGCCGUGUCGAGGGCGGUGGCGGUGCUGCGGACGGGUGUGGUGGAUAGUGGCCUGGGGAUGGACGUGUUGAGGAUCGUGCUUGGGAAGGAGCUGGAUGGGUCUGCGAAGGAUAGGGAGAGGGAGGAGGAGGAGGAGGGGAUGAAGAUGGAUGUAGAGAACGGGUUGGGAGAGGAUAGGAGGGUGCUCUGCGCUGCUUUGUCGGCGGUGUGUAAUAUCGUUAAUGAUUUCUCGCCGUUGAGGCCGAUUUACCUGGAGGAGAAGCUCAUGCCACGUCUCGUGUAUAUCCUACGCGAGUCGGGCGACCCGGCGUUAAGGCUGAACGCGCUCUGGGCGGUGAAGAACCUUGUUAGGAAGACGAGUACGGAGACGAAGAGGGAUAUCAUGAGCCAUCUUGGAUGGCCUGAGCUACUCGACCUGCUCAGCGAUGCGGACGAAGAGAUCCAGGAACAGGCGUUUAACCUCGUGCGGAACCUUGCAGAGAACGAGGAGGGUAUCGCAAUGGUCUACCGUGAGAUCGGGCCACACGUCCUCGGAAAGCUCGUUGACGGGAUGCGGUCUGCCUUCUCCGCUCCCUCUCUGCCCUCCUAUCCUUCCGAGUCCACUUCCUUGUCCCCCUACCCCUCCACCUCCCGCGCAGAUGUCGCUCUCCAAGCGACCUACGCACUCGCCAACCUCGCCAACGGGACACACGAGCAGCAGGACCUCAUGCUGCGCUACCCGGGGCUCCUGCCCGCGCUGCAGGCAUGCCUCGCGGAGUCGACGGCGGCGGUGCGGAGGCCCGCGCUGGCGUGUGUGCUGGUGCUGGCCAAGGCGAACCCGAGGAGGAGGAAGGAGAUGGCGGAGGUGGGGAUCGUGGGCACGUUGAAGCGGUUGUGUGAAUGGAGUGGGAGUGGGAGUGGGGGUGGGCACCAUCCGUAUGGUGCGGGAAGUAGUGGUGCUGGGACGAGCUUUAGCCCGACCUCCGCGACGCGCGGUACUGCUGGAGCUGGCAGUGGUGUGCCCUGGCCCGGGCGACCAUCUGCUCGCUCGCCGAGCGUCGGCACAGCAGGUGGAGGUGGGGUGUGUACGGCAGCUGGACGGCGGGUGGGACGAUGCACCAUCACUACCAUGGUCAUCAAUCGCAUUCGCUCGCGCCCCCUGCGCAUGAGGGUGCUGCUGGUUAUGGAUAUGGGCAUGCGCCGAGUGGACUUUCGAUGUCGCUUGAUCACGAUCUGGGGCUGGUCCGCCAAGCACGCGAUGCUUUGGAAUGGUUGGAACAUGGAGAGACGUAUGCGCUUGAACGUUGAACGUUGA
Cyclocybe aegerita is the source of this 2850-nucleotide messenger RNA. The record is from the annotation of a GenBank genome assembly. Lineage: Eukaryota; Fungi; Basidiomycota; Agaricomycetes; Agaricales; Hemipholiotaceae.